AAGACUUCAAUAAAAGACCAGAAAGGUCAAGUCUGGUGGUUUUUGAAGCACUUCAAGCUGUUAGCUGACUGUCUAGCUGUGAGGACAGUACACCAACUACUGUUCUAAUCUGAUUUAAUCUCCAAUGUUCUGAUCCAGUCUAAUCUGAUCUAAACUGAGCUAAAUAUUAUAAUCUGCUCUAAUUUAAUUGUAUGAAAUCAUAGCUGAUCUAAUAAUUAAUAUCUGUAAUAAAUGUUUAAUAAUCCACUAAAUUCAAGAAAAUCUACUUUUCUCUUUGUCUUUUCUUCUUUAUUCAGGUUGGAGAAGUGCAGUUUGUCAGAGAUCAGCUGUUCUUCUCUGGUCUCAGCUCUGAAGUCCAACCCCUCCCAUCUGAGGAAACUGGACCUGAGCUACAACAACCUUCAUGAUUCAGGAGUGGAGGUUCUGUGUGGUUUUCUUCAGAGUCCACUCUGUGAACUGGAGUCUCUGUGGUUGGAGAAGUGCAGUUUGUCAGAGAUCAGCUGUUCUUCUCUGGUCUCAGCUCUGAAGUCCAACCCCUCCCAUCUGAGGAAACUGGACCUGAGUGAAAACAACCUUCCUCAUUCAUCAGUGAAGGUUCUGUCUGAUCUAGUGGAGAGUCCAAACUACAGACUGGAGGAUCUGAAGUGGAGGUCCUGAACCUGAUGGAGAUCAUGUUGUCAAUGCAGUGGAGCCAGAAACAAGAAGGAACCUUCAGAGCUUCAGGAAUGUUCUCUGUGUGAGCAUGUAUAACCCACCAAAGACUCAGUCAGUCAAACCAUGUGACCUGAUAAGAACCAAUCACCGUUCUCAGCCUAAUAUUCAGACAUGAUUUUUGGAGCCUAGAGAGGAGAGCAGUGAGGCAGGAUUUCUGAGAAACAGCCUCCCUCCCUCCUCUGUCGCGCUGUAACCCCCCCGCCCCCAUCCUCCCGCCCCACUCCCACAUGUGCAGAUGUUCUCGUCCGUUUAUAAUGUCUUUGAGUGUGCUUUGUGCUGAGAGGUUUUUUUCUAAAUCCCACACUGCGCCCCCCCCCCCCGGGGCCUAGUUUGGGGUUGACUUUUUUCCCUCCUUCCCUAUCGUUUUUCAGUUGUUUUUCAUCUUGGUCACUGAGAGUGGACGCUGGCAUGUACAGUAUGUUGCUGCUGCUCUCCGGGCGUAUGUGUUGUUUGUUCUGUUUUUUGUUUGUUUUAUGUACAGUGUCCUUGGGCUCAUUUUAAUAGUUGGUCUUUUUUAUCCUGGGGUAGUAGAAAGUCAAGGUUAAUUUCGUCCAGCAGGGGGAGCUUGUCUGUGACCACUGCUGUCUGUCAGUCCGGUCCCAUUCCUGAUGUGAGAUUCUGAGGCCGUCCUCUUCUUCACAUCUGUCCUUAAUAUCCAGAGUUUGUCUGUAUUGAUGGAGAGACAGAUGUUAUUACAAUGUCUAUUAUUGCAUUUUGAAUUCUAUUUACUAAUGAAUCGUGCGUGAUCUUUGAAGCUUCAGCCACUUGUUUCCUUUGCUCGGCCUCUCAUGUCCGGAUAUGAACGUACAAGUCAAACCUGGUCUUUACUCUAAGGUGAUUCUACAGUUGUGACGCUCUGGUGGGCCACGUAACGUGGCUUGACGGGCUGGAGCCGGCCCACAGGCCUUACAUUUGACAUGUAUAAUAGUACAGAAAUCCUGUGACCUGAACAGAGACUUUUGAAGAAAAUAAAUGUUGAAGCUUCUGAUGA
This is a messenger RNA of Cynoglossus semilaevis (tongue sole), 1705 nucleotides long. Its product is annotated as ribonuclease inhibitor-like. The record is from RefSeq and is a predicted model, not a curated record. Gene Ontology annotation, molecular function: protein binding. Lineage: Eukaryota; Metazoa; Chordata; Actinopteri; Pleuronectiformes; Cynoglossidae. The transcript is spliced from 3 exons. The coding region runs from base 232 to 657 and encodes 141 amino acids.